AUGUCAAUGAGAACAUGCUCUUUUGGGCCUGAAGCACGAAUCGAGCUUAAGGCUACAGGAAUCAUUAAUAUUCAUGGUUUUUAUGUUAAUUUAGGCAAAUUUAUGCAACAUCGUGGUAAUUUAUGCAAAUUUAUACAGGCUCGUGGCAAAUUCAGAGAGUCAUUUGAGCCGUACUUCGUGGUUCCGAGCUGGUUGUGGGCCCGAUACAACGAGGACCUGAUGGAGAGGAUGUGCGACAAGGCUGCCUACACUCGCCUCCUCCACGGACUUGGGUUCGAAUUUUGGGUGGCCUCCGACGAUUUCAUCCUCCUCCUACUACACCCACUAAGUGACGUCACCAAGAAGUAUUUCAUCUAUCAAGAUAUGCAGCGGUUUUUUUUUAUAUGUAUUAUUAAGAGAUGUCACUACAUUCUCAGCUUUGAAAACAUUAACUAA
Messenger RNA from Helobdella robusta, 435 nucleotides. RefSeq lists its product as hypothetical. Bases 1 to 435 code for a protein of 144 amino acids. Lineage: Eukaryota; Metazoa; Annelida; Clitellata; Rhynchobdellida; Glossiphoniidae. The transcript is spliced from 2 exons. The record is from RefSeq and is a predicted model, not a curated record.